GUUGCCGCGUUGCUAGUCCUUCCGCUGAAACAGUGACCAUUCGGAUAAGCCCCCUCCCAUCUCUGACGAACACGAGGGAGAACGAGAAAUCAGAACACAUGGAGUCUACGCUAACCACGAGAUUACCCCUCCUCCCCUCUCCCUCCAAGUCCAGAGCCCUCGCCUAUCCCCCCCUCGCCGGAGCUCGCCGCGUCGCGUCCAUUUCCUUCUCCCCCGGCAGUGUCCACGGCUUCCUGCUCUCCCGCGGCGACGGGGAUGCCGGCGUUACCUCGUCGAUCACCGCCGCCGCCGCCGCGAUCGGCGAUGCGGUGGAUCCCGCAUCAGAGGCCAUAUUGCUCAGUGUCCAGGGCAUGAUGUGCGAUGGGUGCGCUGCCAGUGUGAAGCGGAUUUUGGAGGGUCAACCCGAGGUUACUUCGGCUACAGUUGAUUUUAAAGAAGCAAAGGCUGUUGUGUGGACAACUCCUGAGGUCAAGUUGGCGGAAGAUUGGCAGAAGCAAUGUGGGGAGAAACUUGCAAGUCACCUUGGUACUUGCGGAUUUGAGUCUCAGGCGCAAGGGCAAGGCGAGUCCUAAAUCCUAAUAAAGUCAAUUCCAAGUCUCGCUGAUGCUGCAGUGAGCCAUGACUACCGGCAGAGGGCAUCUGAAUGGACCUCACAGCUCUGUAAUUUUGUACCAGCAUGGCAGCAUCUCUGUGGAAGGUGUUAUGCUUUAGAGUUCUGCAACUGCAGAAUACAACUGCUUUAGCUCUGGUUUAUUAGCAGCGUAGCUUGCCUUGCUCAUGAACUUCUAUUGGAAACAUCCAAUCCCAUGUUGCUGCUGCCGGUGGGUUCGGUCCCCGGGAAUCGGUGUGUAACCUUGUAGGUGACAGAGAAGUUCUAUGGCUGCCGUGAGGUCAGUCUAAAGAAGAUGGCAUCCGUUUUUUAAAAUUUAAACUGAUGUGUUCAGUUAUGACGAGUGUCAUCUUUCAAAUUAAAAAGAUCUUUUGUACUCCGUA
This is a messenger RNA of Brachypodium distachyon (stiff brome), 993 nucleotides long. Its product is annotated as copper-transporting ATPase PAA1, chloroplastic. The record is from RefSeq and is a predicted model, not a curated record. Bases 99 to 572 code for a protein of 157 amino acids. NCBI's taxonomy places the organism in Eukaryota, Viridiplantae, Streptophyta, Magnoliopsida, Poales, Poaceae. Gene Ontology annotation, molecular function: metal ion binding. The transcript has 4 exons.